UGCCGAUGGAGCGAGUGCAAGACGUCUUUUCGUGAGCUGGAUGAUUUGGUGCAGCACAUCAACGAAGACCACGUUGGAUCAAAGAAGUCCAGCACGGGCGCAGAAUAUAUAUGCAAGUGGGAGAAUUGCUCCAGGAAGGGGACUCUGCAGCACAGCCGAUUUGCGCUUUUAUCACACAUACGGACGCAUACGGGGGAGAAGCCGUUCUAUUGCAUACUACCGGAGUGUCUCAAAUCGUUCACGAGGUCCGACGCCUUGCUCAAGCAUUUGAAGACUGUGCAUGAGGUGGAGUCAAACAGU
Pichia membranifaciens NRRL Y-2026 is the source of this 300-nucleotide messenger RNA. RefSeq lists its product as hypothetical. Gene Ontology annotation, biological process: regulation of transcription by RNA polymerase II. The transcript has a single exon. The annotation marks the transcript as partial. Lineage: Eukaryota; Fungi; Ascomycota; Pichiomycetes; Pichiales; Pichiaceae. Gene Ontology annotation, molecular function: zinc ion binding; RNA polymerase II cis-regulatory region sequence-specific DNA binding; DNA-binding transcription factor activity, RNA polymerase II-specific. The record is from RefSeq and is a predicted model, not a curated record. Gene Ontology annotation, cellular component: nucleus.